Ornithodoros turicata is the source of this 3329-nucleotide messenger RNA. Its product is annotated as spidroin-1-like. Bases 4 to 2736 code for a protein of 910 amino acids. The record is from RefSeq and is a predicted model, not a curated record. The transcript is spliced from 3 exons. Lineage: Eukaryota; Metazoa; Arthropoda; Arachnida; Ixodida; Argasidae.
GCAAUGGCUUCCGCUGGGAUUAACAAGAGAAAGUUGAAGCUCUUAAUCUGCCUGGUCUUGUGUGUGACCGCGGUAAGAUGUGAAGAUGCAAAGAAGAAUGUUGCCAAGAAAGAAGUAAUUGCGAAAGAACCAGUAAAAACUGCAGCAGUUAAGGAUCCCCUCAAGACUGAAGCCAGUGCACCAAUUACCGCUGCUGAGACAAGCAGCACAGGUUGGUUUGAAGGACUCCCUUCUAGUGGAUCCGGUGGACCAUGGGCGUCCGGAGGUGGUUCUGGAGGAUCUGGACCAUGGGCGUCCGGAGGUGGUUCUGGAGGAUCCGGACCAUGGGCUCAGGACAGUGACAGUGGAUCAGGCCCGUGGGAUAGUGCCGGAAGCAGGGGUCAAGGCCCCUGGGACCAGAGUAGUUUCGGUGGCUCAAGUGGAUCCGGUCCGUGGAGCCAAGGUGGCUACGGCGGCGGCAAGUUCGGCGGUGCCGGAUCUGGUUCAUGGAGCACAGGCGGACAACUCUCGUCCAGCUCAGGGCCUUGGGAUCAGGCAGGAAAAUUCGGCAUUACCCAGUUUUCUCAGAAUGCACAAGCUGGACCAUGGAAGGGAAAAACGUCUGCCGGUCCAGCACCAUGGGCUCAGGGUGGUAGUGGCUUUGGAAAGGGUGGUGCAGGAUCUGGACCCUGGGCAUCAACCGGCGGAGGAGCAGACUACGGCGAUGUACAGCCAUGGGACGGUGGAAGAGGUUCAGCUGGAUCCGGACCAUGGGACCAAGGUGGAUUCGGAGCUGGUAAGGGAAGCAGCGGCACCGCCCCAUGGAAGCAGGGAGGCGCACAAAAGAAAGGCGGAGCUGGGGGUCCCUGGGCCCAAGCUGGAUUUGGUCAGAAGUCCUUCGGUUCUGGAUCUGGACCAUGGGAUAGUGGGAGUUUUGGACCUAAGGGAGCUGGUGGAGCAAAGCCAUGGGCUCAAGGAGGUGUCGGAGGAGGACGCGGUGCAGGAGGAGCUAAGCCUUGGGCACAAGGUGGAUUUGGGGAUAGGCUGACUGCCGGAGGUGGCAAGCCAUGGGCGCAAGCAGGUUUCGGCGGUGGAUCCGCUGGAGCUAAGCCAUGGGCGCAAGGAGGUACUGGUGGUGGAUCUGGUGGAGCUAAGCCUUGGGCACAAGGAAGUUUCGGUGGUGGAUCCGGUGGAGCUCAACCCUGGGCUCAAGGAGGCUUUGGUGAUGGAUCCAGUGGAGCUAAACCUUGGGCGCAAGGAGGAUUUGGUGGUGGAGCCGGCGGAGCUAAGCCUUGGGCACAAGGUGGUUCUGGUGGUGGAUCCAGCGGAGCUAAGCCAUGGGCUCAGGGAGGUUUUGAUGGCGGAUCCAGUGGAGCUAAACCAUGGGCUCAGGGAGGCUUCGGGAGCGGCAAAAGUUCCGGAAAGUCUGCGUCGUGGCAGCAAGGUGGUGGGUUUGGAGCGGUCGGUGGCUCUUCACAGCCAUGGGCUGGCGCCGGAGGUACCUCCGGAGGAGGAUCUGGACCAUGGGCUCAGGCAGGUUUCGGUGGUGGACAAGGAGGCGCUUCAGGACCUUGGGAUCAAGUGGGCUUCGGAGGCUCACGAGGUGGUGCACAAGGACCCUGGAAAACAAAAUCAUCUUUCAAGUCACAGGGAGGUUACGGCGGAUCUGGUCCUUCUCAGCAAGGUGGAUAUGGAUCGUCUCGAGGAAGUGGAGCAGCUGGGCCAUGGGCAAGUGGAGGCUCAGGAUUUGGAAAGAGUAGUGGAAAGUCUUUCGCCGGAUCUGGUCCAUGGGAUCAGUUAGGUUUCGGAGCCGCGAAAGGUGGUGCUGGAUCUGGUCCAUGGGCAAGCGGAGGCAGCGGAAGCGGCGCUGGGCCUUGGAGUCAGGGUGGUGGAAAGGCUAGCGUCUCUUGGACCCAGACAAUGUUCGGCGGCCAGGGACCUUCGGCACAGAAAGGAUACGGCGGCGGCUUCGGUGGCGCAAGGGGAGGCGCUGACCCAUGGCAGAGCGCCCAAGCUGGCAAAGGAGGUUCGGGGCCUUGGCAGGGAAGUCAAGGGGGAUCUGGUGGCCUUGGACCAUGGCAGGGUAGACAAGGAGGUUCAGGAUCAGGACCAUGGCAAGGCGGUCAAGGUGGAUCUGGGGGCUCGAGGCCAUGGCAAGGGGCUCAAGGUGGAUCUGGGGGCUCAAGACCUUGGCAAGGCCUUCAAGGUGGAUCUGGCGGCUCAAAGCCAUGGCAAGGAGCUCAGGGAGGCUCCGGUGGAAUCGGCGGCCCAUGGCAGGGUCAGGGCGGACAAGACGACGGCAGUGUUGCUGUAUGGAUCGGGGACGUGAGCCAGAAAUCUGGUGGAGCCGGAGGCAGGAGGAAGAGCAACUAUGGCCCACCUGGAGGACCUGGCUGGGAAGCAAACCAGGGACCUGCCGGAGGCUGGGAUGAUGAUCAACAACAGCGCGGUGGAGGCUGGCAAGGAGGCCAAGGCAGUGGUAAGGGCGUUGGAAAGGUCCAGUGGACAGUCAGCCGUAGCAGUCCAUGGGCAGAACCACAGACGUGGAGCGCUUCGUGGACAACUGAUGGAUCUCAUCGUUCCCAAGGGCACAGUAGCGGAGUAGGCCAGAUGAUGUUUGGUGGCGUGGCAGACUGGAUGACUGCCGACAAGUAUGGGUCCAAGUUCGGCGGCGGCGGCGGCGGCGGCUGGCCACAGCAACUGACAUCAGGUGACGGUCCAUGGAGCAGUGCCAGUGGCAAGAGCCGCGGGUGGUAAAAACAGUCCAUCCGGCAUCUCUACGCGCCGCACUGCCAUUCAACAACAAGGAAGGUCACCGCCAUGGAUCAUUCGCUUCUAAUUUCUCUCGCCGCAAACAGGGUGUUCACACCUUACAUUUCUGCCUGGAAGGAAAUCCGUCUCUUUUGUGUGAAUGCGCUUUGCCUGGCUGUUGGACCGUUUCGCUUGUGAUGCGUGCUUGGUUCGAAUGCUUGGUGACCGUCCGCGAAAAAAAAAAAAGGUAACCACGUGAAGCACCGUAUCAGAGGUGUUCUGCGCGCCGCUGACGUGACCAUGUGUGCGUGCCAAUAAUGUAAAUUUGGUGAAUUUUUUUCUAAAAAUGUUUGAACGUGGUAGUGUGUGUAUGUGUGUGUGUGUCUGUGACAGUAUGCAUGUGUUUGCGCGCAUUUUGUUUUGUUUAUUUCUCUAAAAGCCAAAAGUGCUGGUGUGAUGCUGGUUUCCCUGCCACGGUGUGCAUGAUCGUGCGAAUGCUUAAUUGUCUGCACUACUGAUGUAUAUGUCAUCAUGUGCUACUCAUUUGCGUAUAAUACAAUAUGGCAACUGUGCCAGUGUUCUGAAAAUAAACAGAUACA